Pungitius pungitius (ninespine stickleback) is the source of this 2601-nucleotide messenger RNA. RefSeq names its product transmembrane protein 121Ab (gene tmem121ab). The coding region runs from base 310 to 1251 and encodes 313 amino acids. The transcript has a single exon. The record is from RefSeq and is a predicted model, not a curated record. NCBI's taxonomy places the organism in Eukaryota, Metazoa, Chordata, Actinopteri, Perciformes, Gasterosteidae.
CGGAUCAAUGGAACUGCGUUGAGUAACGAGGUGAAGUUUCCCGUUUUUGCCUUGGUCUGAGAGCAAUCAGCAGCCAGCGUCUCCUCACGCUGCUGUGCUUGCACUGUGCAGUAAGCGUCCUCCUCUACGGACUAUUAGUGCAGCGAUCACUAGUGCUCUUCUAGUAUUAGAAUACACAAGAUACACAAGGUUUGGAGUGGACACAGGUGAGUGCUUAGCUUCUGGACUGUCUUUGCCCUUCAAAAGCGGGGGGGGGGCGGGGGGGGGAGGGGGAAGUGAACCAUAGAGCAGGCAGCAGGUGCCCUCGCCAUGGUGUUGCCACCCCCAGACAAACGCCACGUGUGCCUGACCACCAUCGUCAUCAUGACCAGCAUGGCCUUCAUGGACGCCUACCUGGUGGAGCAGAACCAGGGUCCCAGGAAGAUCGGCGUGUGCAUCAUAGUGCUGGUGGGGGACGUGUGCUUCCUCAUCGUGCUGCGAUACGUGGCGGUGUGGGUGGGCGCCGAGGUGCGCACCGCCCGCCGAGGGUACGCAAUGAUACUUUGGUUUCUGUACAUCUUUGUCCUGGAGAUUAAGCUCUACUUUGUCUUCCAGAAUUGCAAGGCAGACAAGAAGAGUUUAGAGACGGUGGCGAGGAAGGCUUUGACGUUGUUGCUCUCUGUGUGCGUGCCGGGCUUGUACUUGGUGCUGGUGGCUUUGGACAGUAUGGAGUACGUGAGGACUUUCCGGAAGAAGGAAGACAUGAGGAGUCGUCUCUUCUGGGUGGCUCUGGACCUGCUGGACCUGCUGGAUAUCCAAGCCAACCUGUGGGAGCCCCAGCGGACGGGCCUGCCCAUCUGGGCCGAGGGCCUGAUGUUCUUCUACUGCUACAUUCUGCUGCUCAUCCUGCCCUGCGUGUCGCUCAGUGAAAUCAGCAUGCAGGGGGAGCACAUGUCGCCGCAGAAGAUGAUGCUGUACCCGGUUCUGAGCCUGGUCACCAUAAACGUGGUGACCAUCCUCAUACGAGGCGUCAACAUGGUGCUGUUUCAGGACAGCCGCGUCUCCACCAUAUUUGUCGGGAAGAACGUGGUCGCGAUCGCCACCAAGGCGUCCACCUUCCUGGAGUACCGCAGGCAGGUGAAGGAGUUCCCGCACCCGCAGAACGCCAUGGCGCUGGAGCUGCAGCAGAACAGCCACGCGCAGCCGCUGCCCAACGCCAACACCAGCUUGCCACACGAACCUUCGCCGGUGCAGGACGUCGUCGACACAUGACCGCCAGCGGCGGACUGGGCGCUUUUUAUGAAAGCUGCGGAACUGGAGGUAGAAUGGAGAGAAAUCAGCUGCAUGACAGGACGAUAUUCUGCACUUGUCAAGCCCACACGAACUGCUGUGAAACCACAAAAGAGAUUUUCAGCAUCACCUGCCUGUCAGAACAUACUGUAAACCUACACUUGACUUGAGUGCAGCGUGCAGACUUUGAAAACAAAGUCAGAGGUUUUUAUCGUGCCGUUGUGUUUUUAAUUGUUUCAAAAGUUCACUCUUUUAUUAGAGGCAAUCUCCACAGUGCAAAGCCCGGUGACAUUAUGUUGUGUAAAACGGACAGUUAGUCCCCUCCAUGGUGAGCAUUGGUUUUAGUUUUUAGCUUUUUUUUAAAGGUUACUUUAUCCAACAGUGCAUCUGUGGCAUUUCCGUUGAAGGACGGCACCACUCAACGCGGAGCGCUGAUGGAGAGGAAACGCAGAGAGUGACACGGGUCCGGCAUGGGUCCGGCAUGGGUCCGUGCAGCAAGGCUGGUGACGGACGAAUGCUUUUGCGUUUGGCAGCAGAGCUCAGCACCAUACCUCCCACUGCAGGCAUCUGGGUGUGCGUUUCAUUGUGCGAGCACACACGUUUGUGUUCACCAAAGGGAGGUUUGGGUUGUUCCAGAUCGCUUUGGAAGAGAUGUGAGGGGUAUGUGGGAAAUGUGACAAAAUAUGUAGUGAUGUCAGAAAAAUAUAAUUAAUUGGAAGAUAUGUUAUUGUUUUCUGUAUUGUACAUUCCUCUAAAACUAGCUGAUGCCUCGAAGUCAGAGAACCCCUCGCUGAAGAAUUGACAAAAAGAAAAAGCAGAAAUACACACAAAAAGAAAAUACUUUUCUGAUGUAUGUUCACUUUAUUAUCGUUAUGUUUAUUACUAUUAUUAUCAUCAUUAUUAUGUACACUCUUUACUUGUUGGAGACCAAUGAUGUUUUAAUAAACGUAUGUAUAAAAGAAUAAUAAUGAGAGCUUGGGGUUUUUUUCUGUUACUUUAGGUUCACACGGUUCUCUCUCAAUACAACAGCAAGCAACCGUUUACUAUGUAAUGUCUCCUUGAGUAGAGAAGGAGUUCCCUUCCCCUCUCUGUGUUGUGAUCAGAGCGUCUCUACUUUGUUGACCCUAAACAUGUGAUGAAAAUGUAUAAACCCUUUUCUUUAAUGAGUUCUGCCUUUUUCUUCCCGAGCCAUCUUUAAUGUCCCGUUUGCUUUGGUGUUCCAUGAAGGCUCCUUUUCUCCGCACUGACACAAUAUACGUUUUCGCAAAUUGACCAGCCUGUGCAUUGCCUCUAUGUUUCCACAUAGAGUUAUUAGAGUUAUUGUGGGAGAUG